CAUCUGCGAUUGCCAGCAAGAAGCAGCAAAUUCCAACACCUGCGUGCUUACGUCACUUUUUGGCCUUGCAUCUUAUUCUCUUCCGUGGCCUCGCCAGCAAAGAACCACUCCGGAGGAGCUUCCAAGUUCCAACACCUGGUCUAAGCUAAGCUCUCCUAUCACUCUCUCCUAUACAAAUAUCGAAAUGGGAUCGGUGUUCAGCUCAAGCACAAAGAGAAAAGAAGAUAUAGAAAUGGCGUUGACCAAGGUUAAGGAGAUUGUAUCCUCCACGCCCGUCGUUGUCUUCAGUAAAACUUACUGUGGUUAUUGCAAGAGAGUGAAACAGCUGCUCACACAGCUAGGAGCAGCCUACAAGGUCAUUGAAUUGGAUGAAGAAAGGGAUGGAGAUGACAUUCAAUCAGCUCUAGCAGAGUGGACUGGGCAAAGGACCGUACCUAAUGUGUUCAUUGGUGGGAAACACAUUGGUGGUUGUGACGUGGUUAUAGAGAUGUACCAGGCAGGUCAGCUUAUUCCCCUUCUCACCGAAGCUGGUGCCAUUGCUAAUAACUCUGCCCAGCUGUGAAUAAUGUAGAGAUCAGUCCUUUCUGUAAACGGUGUGAAGAGAAGAAACGCAAGCAAUAGCAAUGGUCCUAAGGUCCACUGGUCCAGGCUCAUAGACCAGACUAUAAUGCUGUGUAAUAACAAUAAAACCUUGAUGCUUAAAUGUUUUCUGAUAAUUGAAUGAACUGCUAUCUUA
Messenger RNA from Juglans microcarpa x Juglans regia, 736 nucleotides. RefSeq names its product glutaredoxin. The record is from RefSeq and is a predicted model, not a curated record. Bases 185 to 562 code for a protein of 125 amino acids. Gene Ontology annotation, biological process: cellular response to oxidative stress. The transcript is spliced from 4 exons. Gene Ontology annotation, cellular component: cytoplasm. Gene Ontology annotation, molecular function: glutathione disulfide oxidoreductase activity. Lineage: Eukaryota; Viridiplantae; Streptophyta; Magnoliopsida; Fagales; Juglandaceae.